Molecule: messenger RNA, 2339 nt
Organism: Oenanthe melanoleuca
Lineage: Eukaryota; Metazoa; Chordata; Aves; Passeriformes; Muscicapidae
Gene: MAT1A
Product: methionine adenosyltransferase 1A
Exons: 9
Coding region: 484-1674 (396 amino acids)
Biological process (GO): S-adenosylmethionine biosynthetic process
Cellular component (GO): cytosol
Molecular function (GO): ATP binding; methionine adenosyltransferase activity
Source: RefSeq, a predicted model, not a curated record
GGGGAGAGCCGAAGAGAAAAGCAGCUGAGCUGAACUGUCACUAGCACUCCUGCAUUACUUCAUGCUCAGCGGAGCUGCUAAGGGAGCCAGUCUUGCACAGGUUGAAUGCAGAGUGCUUCCAAGAACUGAGUUAAUUAGUGAAGUAUCCUAAAGUUAACUAACUCCCCUGCCAAGAAAUGGGCUCUUCCAUUUUCCUCACAUGAUUAUCUGGGCACUUUCACUUUUCCAUAUAUAGGAGCAGCUCAGGGACUGACAGAUCAGGCUAGGUAGGGAUACAGACUUCAGGCACAUGCAUACUCCUUGCAUGCAGGCACGGAUGCAGGCACUUGCUGCUUUCACACACUAAAAUUCAAGUCAGCUGGAGAGGUAAUAAGUGAAGACAGCAACAGUCCUGCUGAUAAACAGCCUUCUUAAACAGAAGGCACUGAAGGUAGAGCUCUUCCACCACCGUUUAUAACAACCCAUCAGGAAAGCAUCACAGCCAUGAAUGGGCCAGUGGAUGGUUUAUGUGAUUACACGCUUGAUGAUGAAGGGGCUUUCAUGUUCACAUCGGAGUCCGUGGGAGAAGGGCAUCCAGAUAAGAUCUGUGAUCAAAUCAGUGAUGCUGUGCUAGACGCCCAUCUCAAACAGGACCCGAAUGCCAAGGUUGCUUGUGAGACAGUAUGUAAGACAGGAAUGGUGUUGCUCUGUGGGGAGAUCACUUCUCGUGCUAUUGUGGAUUAUCAGCGAGUUGUCCGAGAUGCAAUUAGACAUAUUGGCUAUGAUGAUUCAGCUAAAGGCUUUGACUACAAGACUUGUAAUGUUUUAGUGGCACUGGAACAGCAGUCACCUGAUAUUGCCCAAGGUGUUCAUCUACACAGGAAUGAAGAGGAUGUUGGUGCUGGAGAUCAGGGUUUGAUGUUUGGUUAUGCAACAGAUGAGACAGAAGAAUGUAUGCCCCUAACAAUUAUCCUUGCUCAUAAACUGAAUGCCAGGCUGGCAGAGCUGAGGCGAAGUGGAGAGCUCCCUUGGCUGAGGCCUGACUCUAAGACACAGGUGACGGUGCAGUACACGCAGAAGAACGGGGCGGUGGUGCCCGUGCGGGUGCACACCGUCGUGAUCUCCGUGCAGCACGACGAGGGCAUUUCCCUGGAGAGCAUGCGGCGGACGCUGCGGGAGCGCGUCAUCCAGGCCGUGGUCCCUGCCAAGUACCUGGACGACAAAACCGUCUAUCACCUGCAGCCCAGCGGCCGCUUCGUCAUCGGAGGCCCUCAGGGCGACGCGGGGGUCACGGGCAGGAAGAUCAUCGUGGACACGUACGGCGGCUGGGGCGCGCACGGCGGCGGCGCCUUCUCGGGCAAGGACUACACCAAGGUGGACAGGUCGGCCGCCUACGCCGCCCGCUGGGUGGCCAAGUCCCUGGUCAAGGCUGGCCUCUGCCGCCGGGUGCUGGUUCAGGUUUCUUAUGCCAUUGGGGUUGCUCAUCCGCUGUCUAUUUCACUGUUCACUUAUGGAACUUCCCAAAAAACAGAGAAAGAGCUGCUGGACAUUGUGCACAAAAACUUUGAUCUUCGGCCUGGAGUCAUUGUCAGGGAUCUGGAUCUAAAAAAGCCCAUUUACCAGAAGACUGCCUGUUAUGGUCACUUUGGAAGACAGGAAUUCUCAUGGGAAGUGCCUAAAAAACUUGUGUUUUGACAUUAGUGACAUGUCACCUUUUAAAAACAGAAAGGAAGACUACUAAUGAUGAGGAUACUUCUGAAAAUAAAAUUUGACAGCUUUAUAUUCAACAUAAGGAAUUUUAGAUUUUAAAUGGAAAGAAAGAAAAGGUUAUUUUCUUGGAAAUUGAUUUUUUUUUAACCCUCAGUGUCUUUCAUUAUCUAAGAUAUAAUGGACAGAGUCUGGUUUUUUUAAUCGACUUAAGACAUCAAAAUACAGUUUACUGUUAACUGCUGCUCUGUUGGUUCUUUGGAUAAAGACAAAGUGUGACUCAGGUACUCAAACCAAAAGCUGAACCUCAAACCUUUGAUGGGCAAAGGUGAAGAUGAUUUCCCAACUCUGACUAAGGAUCAGCAGAUCUGUUGCUUCUAAUUAGACAAUGGGAAAUUCUGGGGUCCAAUUUCCUUACUGGAGUUAGCAUUGCAUACAGCUGGGAACUGCUUUGAUGGGAGAAGGCUGAAUAUCACCUGUAUAACUGUACCUUGGCCUCCUUUAUAAAAAAUGUUAACAUAUAUGGAAUAUUUAAAUCACCUUCCAUGCAUAUGUGCUGUUACUGUGGUGUUUCAAUUACCUGCGUUUUUGAAACAUAAGUGCUCUCCUAUGAAACAACAAUCAUAGAAUAAAAAGCUUUUUCCUACCAUGUA